Messenger RNA from Raphanus sativus (radish), 3206 nucleotides. Its product is annotated as probable RNA-dependent RNA polymerase 5. Gene Ontology annotation, molecular function: RNA-directed RNA polymerase activity. Gene Ontology annotation, biological process: siRNA processing. NCBI's taxonomy places the organism in Eukaryota, Viridiplantae, Streptophyta, Magnoliopsida, Brassicales, Brassicaceae. The transcript is spliced from 17 exons. Bases 146 to 2971 code for a protein of 941 amino acids. Gene Ontology annotation, cellular component: nuclear RNA-directed RNA polymerase complex. The record is from RefSeq and is a predicted model, not a curated record.
CUGUUUGCACUCUGCUGUGUGCAAAAGAUUGCAAUAUUUUUCUUUAUUGCGUCGUCAAAUCAACGAGUUGCAUCAUCAUCACUAUUACCCUCUUUUUAUUUUCCUUUAUAAUAAGGGCUCUCUGCAUAGCAAACUGCAUAAAAAAAUGAUACCUUCAUCUACUUCGCAGCAGAGAUCACCGAUCGUUCUUCCGAAUAGGCUCGAAACCGUUUUGGAGAAGAUCUACAGCAAACACAAAUGUCCUCCCAUAAACGACGAGUCAAGGCAGAGGCUUUCUUCGAUUCCAGAGGAGUUAGCUUUCGAUUUGCUCAGGACAGCUUUUAAUUCUCCUCCGGAGAUGUCCAGCCUCGGCCGAUUCAUCGCUUCUAAGCUUGCCGUAACUGUUACAAGCUCUCAAGAGUUAUCUGCUGAUUCUUUGAGAAUACAAAGCUAUGAUGAAUCUCUGCACAUUAGUCCACAGCUCUUGGCUCUGAGUGAGCUUGAGUUUAAAAAGGCCUUUCUGCUGCUUAGCUACAUUCCUGGGAAAGAUCUGGGUGAAGUUGAAAUAACUGCUGAAGAGAUCAGAGGAUGGAAGGAUUUGUCUAUGGUUGCUUAUGAAACUGCGGUUUGGGAAAGCUUGGGAAAGGAUUAUUGUUCCCCAACAGACCGUAGAAUGUCACUCGGUUGGGAAGAUAGUGCCAAGGGCAAUCUUUAUCAGUGUCAUGUCGCUUCAGACGGGAGUUACACGUUCAAGGGGCCUCUUCUUCAACCCACUGGAACACACUUGCACAAGGUCUUGGGUGAUGAUAAUGUUUUGACGGUCACAUUUGAGGAUCUCCAGAAACAUUUCUUAACUUGUAGUAAUGACCCUUACUCUGCAUACAAUAGAAUCGCCAAGAAUGGUAUCAUGGUCGGUUUACGCCGUUAUCAGUUUUUUGUUUUCAAAGAUGGUGGAAAAGGUGAAAAGAAGAUAGACUUUUACACAAAAGGAGUGAAAUGCUACUUCAUACGCACAGACUCCACAUCCGCCAAUGAUAUGGGAACUCCUUACAUCUUUUCUGGCAAGUCAAUUUAUGAAGCUCGCAUGCAUUUUAUGCACGUCCACACAUUGCCAUCUUUGGCUGACUACAUGGCAAGGUUUUCUUUGAUUCUGUCAAAGACUAAGAAGCUUGAAGUUGACAUGACUGGGAUAACCUUCCAGACAAUCGAUGAUAUACACUGCCAUGAUGAGAAUGAUAAAGAUGUUCUGGAUAAGAAUGGGAAACCAUGUAUACAUUCAGAUGGCACUGGCUACAUCUCUGAGGAUCUUGCUCGGAUGUGUCCUUUAAAUGUAUAUAAAGGGAAAUGUCUCAGGAGCGAUAAUGUUCAAACUCCUUCUCAAAACCCGCCUCUUCUGAUCCAGGUUAGGAUGUUUUAUGAUGGCUAUGCUGCUAAGGGAACUUUUCUCUUAAACAAGAAACUUCCUCCUCGUACUGUCCAGGUCAGACCUUCUAUGAUCAAGGUUUCUAAAGAUCCAGCCUUGUCAAAUGUUAGCACUUUUGACUCUCUAGAGGUAGUCAAUACAAGUAAUCCACCAAAGAGAACAAUGUUAUCAAGAAACUUGGUUGCGCUGCUCAGCUAUGGAGGAGUCCCUGAUGAAUUCUUUCUGGAUAUUUUGCUCAAGACGCUGGAAGAGUCCAAAACUAUCUUCAACAACAAACGUGCUGCUCUUAAAGCUGCCCUUAAUUAUGGAGAUAUGGACGAUCAAAACGCUGCACGAAUGAUUUGGGCUGGUAUCCCACUUGACGAACCACACUUGAAGGAUCAACUCUCUAUUUUUUCAAAAAUAGAGAAGAAAGAUCUCAAAGCAGGAAGGCUUCCUGUGAGUGAAUCGUAUUAUCUCAUGGGUACAGUUGAUCCCACCGGAGAGUUGAAGGAAGAUGAAGUCUGUGUCAUCCUCGAGUCUGGCCAAAUCUCAGGGAAUGUGCUAGUUUACAGGAAUCCUGGACUACAUUUUGGGGACAUACAUGUACUUAAGGCUACUCAUGUUAAGGCCUUGGAGGAGUAUGUUGGAAACUCAAAGUAUGGUGUGUUCUUCCCUCAGAAAGGUCGUAGAUCUUUGGCUGAUGAGAUUGCAGGUGGUGACUUUGAUGGCGAUUUGUAUUUCAUAUCUAGAAAUCCAGAGCUACUUGAACACUUCAAACCAAGUGAGCCGUGGGUGCGUUCAACUCUUCCUAAUAACAUUUACUCUGCUAAAAAGCCAAGCCAGAUUUCACCAGAAGAGUUGGAAGAAGAGCUUUUCAAUAUGUACUUGAAGACAAGAUUCCAUGCUAGCAAUGUUGUAGGGAUGGCUGCUGAUAGAUGGUUAACAAUAAUGGACCAGUUCCUCACAGUGGGAGAUGAUAAGGCUGAGGAAAAAGCUGAAAUGAAGAAGCAAAUUUUAAAGAUCAUUGAUAUGUACUAUAAUGCUCUUGAUGCACUUAAGCAAGGUGCUAAGGUCAAUCUCCCAGAGGAGCUGAAGCCUGACUUUUUCCCUCAUUACAUGGAGCGUGAUCAGAAAUUCAAGUCCACUUCUAUUCUUGGAAUGAUCUAUGACUUUGUUAAUUCAUAUACAGCAGAGGAACACAAACCAUCAGCUGAGAUGAGUAAACUCUCUUGUUUCGGAGAUGAGCCGGUCUCUGAUCAUCAUAUGGAGAAAUGUGGACGUUGGUAUGAAAAGUACAGAAAGGAGAUGAGGCAGGCGAUGGGUAACAAAGAUGAAUCAGCCAAUGAAGUUAUCCAGAGAUACAAGCAGGAGUUCUACGGUGCUGCAGCGUUUGAAGAGCUUUAUCCGCAAGCCUUGGCACUUUACAACAUCGUUUACGAUCAUGCAGUCAAAAUGAACAACCCUCGAAACUGUGGGUUUGUGUGGAAGGUUGCAGGACCGGUCCUGUGCAGGUUCUACAUUAAGAAAACGGAGGAAAAUUACUCGGUGUGUCCACUCGGUGUGUUUAAGAAGAUGCUUUUGGGUUGAUCACAAAAAGCACAUGUUAUCUGCCCUGUUUUUGUAAUAUAAAUAAGCCUUUCGUUGUGAUCAUGUAAGAUAAGAAGCGUGUGAGUCAAGUAUCCUACCUUAGUAAAGACCUAUUUGUAUUUGUUCUAAUCUAAUUAAGAAGUGUUGUAAUGCCUUCUGUUAAGUUAGGAUGAAUGUAGAACCUAUUUUCAUGUAUAACGAAGCUUGUAUUAUAUUUUAUAAUGAUUAGCUACCA